AACGCAAGCUUGAGGUCGAGUUGGGGAGACAGCGUGGGAAGGAACGGGGAGCCGCGUGUUCUAGGGGGUUGAAGGGCUGGGGAGGAACAACAUUCUGACCCGGUUGCGAGCUAACACGCCCUUCCCCCGCCCGCCGAAAAGAAAGGAAAAACAAGGUGCGGAAGGCUGUUGGCAAACUGGAGAGUGAGGAGGGCGGGCGAGGAAGGGAGGAUUCUGUCCAAGCCAAUGGGUGACGCCAGGGCGGGUGACGUCACGGCCAAUGGGCAGGCAGCGCGGGACUUUCAAGUCUUGUCUCGCCCAAUCGGAGACAGUCGGUGCCUAUAAAAAGUGGGGCGGCGGGCGGAGGGGGCGUUAGUGUGGCUGCGGCGGCGCGGUUGAGGUGGUGAUUUGGUUGGUAUGGCUCGCACGAAGCAGACGGCCCGCAAGUCGACGGGUGGCAAGGCCCCGCGCAAGCAGCUGGCCACCAAGGCGGCCCGCAAGAGCGCGCCGGCCACGGGCGGCGUGAAGAAGCCGCACCGCUACCGGCCGGGCACCGUGGCCCUGCGGGAGAUCCGGCGCUACCAGAAGUCCACCGAACUGCUGAUCCGCAAGCUGCCGUUCCAGCGGCUGGUGCGCGAGAUCGCGCAGGACUUCAAGACCGACCUGCGCUUCCAGAGCUCGGCGGUCAUGGCGCUACAGGAGGCGAGCGAGGCCUACCUGGUGGGGCUGUUCGAGGACACGAACCUGUGCGCCAUCCACGCCAAGCGCGUCACCAUCAUGCCCAAGGACAUCCAGCUGGCGCGCCGCAUCCGCGGGGAGCGGAACGUCAUGGCUCGCACGAAGCAGACGGCGCGCAAGUCGACCGGUGGCAAGGCCCCGCGCAAGCAGCUGGCCACCAAGGCGGCCCGCAAGAGCGCGCCGGCCACGGGCGGCGUGAAGAAGCCGCACCGCUACCGGCCGGGCACCGUGGCCCUGCGGGAGAUCCGGCGCUACCAGAAGUCCACCGAACUGCUGAUCCGCAAGCUGCCGUUCCAGCGGCUGGUGCGCGAGAUCGCGCAGGACUUCAAGACCGACCUGCGCUUCCAGAGCUCGGCGGUCAUGGCGCUGCAGGAGGCGAGCGAGGCCUACCUGGUGGGGCUGUUCGAGGACACGAACCUGUGCGCCAUCCACGCCAAGCGCGUCACCAUCAUGCCCAAGGACAUCCAGCUGGCGCGCCGCAUCCGCGGGGAGCGGGCUUGAAUGAGCGCUCGGCUUGAGGUUCCAUCCUAUUCAAAGGCUCUUUUCAGAGCCACCCAAG
Molecule: messenger RNA, 1276 nt
Organism: Mustela lutreola (European mink)
Lineage: Eukaryota; Metazoa; Chordata; Mammalia; Carnivora; Mustelidae
Exons: 2
Coding region: 397-1218 (273 amino acids)
Cellular component (GO): nucleosome
Molecular function (GO): DNA binding; protein heterodimerization activity; structural constituent of chromatin
Source: RefSeq, a predicted model, not a curated record